AUUGCAGAAGGAUUGUCGCUGCGCAUCUCUGGCUUGUGUAUUACUAUUGCUGUCGCUGGUUUCAUUUACCCUCUUCUCUUCUGACUGACUCUGAUCCUUUUAUCUCUCAUCCAUGGCCACCUCGACUGGCACCGGCUGGGCUCAACUCCGCCAGCAGGCCCGCUCGCUGGAGACUCAGACCGAAACCCUCUUCCACUCCUACGCCCAAUAUGCCUCCAUGACGAAACUCCCCUCGACACCCUCCGACGACGAACUCCGCCUCGAAUCGCAACUGAAAGAACUCCUCGAAAAGCGCACCUCCCUCAUCUCCCAACUCGCCCGCCUCCUCGACUCCGAAGCAACCCUGACCUCGUCCGCCCUGAAACAAAACAACCUCGCCCGCCACCGCGAAGUCCUAACCGACCACCGGCGCGAGCUGUCGCGCCUCGCCGCCGCAAUCGCCGAGUCCCGCGACCGCGCCAACCUCCUCUCCAACGUGCGCUCCGACAUCAAUGCCUACCACGCCUCGAACCCCGCCGCCGCCGAGGCCGACUACAUGCUCGAGGAGCGCGGCCGCAUCGACAGCUCGCAUAACGUCAUCGACGGCGUCCUGAGCCAGGCGUAUGCGAUCAACGAGAGCUUCGGGCUGCAGCGCGAGACCAUCGCCAGUAUUAAUCGGCGCAUUGUCGGUGCGGCGGGCCAGGUGCCUGGGAUGAAUGCGUUGAUGGGCAAGAUUGGGAGUAAGAGGCGCAGGGAUGCGUUGAUCCUGGGGGCGUUUAUUGGGGUUUGUUUUUUGAUGUUGCUGUUUUUGAGAUGAGGUCCCUCUUAUCGUUCGUUUGAUGUUCUGGUUGAGGGGUGGGUGGAUGGGGAUUGUUUAUAAAGGGGGUGAUUGUCUGAUUGAAUAGCCUGGUUUCGUCUUGUUCAUAUUGGUUAUUGGCUGGUAUCAUUUGGGAUGGCGUUGCAUGGUUGUCUUUCCAUUUCUAUUACUAUACAGGAAUUCUAAUCACAUCGGCGCUGGCGUUUCGAGGUCGAGAUUGCCGAUAUAUUGUGUAUGUACAUACUGGGGUUGCGAAACCGAUCCAUAAUAUACACGGAGUGUGUUGAUCC
This is a messenger RNA of Aspergillus steynii IBT 23096, 1086 nucleotides long. Its product is annotated as putative vesicle transport v-SNARE protein Gos1. NCBI's taxonomy places the organism in Eukaryota, Fungi, Ascomycota, Eurotiomycetes, Eurotiales, Aspergillaceae. Gene Ontology annotation, biological process: vesicle fusion; endoplasmic reticulum to Golgi vesicle-mediated transport. Gene Ontology annotation, cellular component: Golgi medial cisterna; cis-Golgi network; Golgi membrane. The record is from RefSeq and is a predicted model, not a curated record. Bases 113 to 796 code for a protein of 227 amino acids. The transcript is spliced from 3 exons. Gene Ontology annotation, molecular function: SNAP receptor activity.